AUGCUAUCUGCAGCCCGGACGCCACCAGCGACGUACGCACCAGCCGAUGGUUCGCGAACAUUCACGAUUACAAAUGACCCGACCCGUGAAGAGGGCGAUAACGAUGAGAACAUCAACUCGGAUUCAGGGCGGAUCGUUGGAUCGCUGAGGGUGCGUGCGGGGCGGUCGAGGGAUGCACCAAGGGUAGCUUGGGACGAAGAUGUAGUGGAUAACGAGGGAUGUGGGAAGAAGAAAUCGAAGAUAUGUUGUAUAUAUCACAAACCAGAACAAUUCGAUGAAUCCUCGGAUGAGUCGUCUGACUCGGACUCGGACUCGAGCUGCGGCGGCCACAACCACAACCACAAUCAUGUACCUGCCCCUGGGCCCAGCUCGAGCGGGCAGCAGUCUCGGCCAAACCCCUCUGGGACUGUUCACCAGCUCGAGCCCGCCGACGGUCAUAAACCUAAUGCUUAUGAGAAGCAGCCUCAUUCGAAGAAGGGGAAACAUCGAGCAGCAUGA
Messenger RNA from Cyclocybe aegerita, 498 nucleotides. NCBI's taxonomy places the organism in Eukaryota, Fungi, Basidiomycota, Agaricomycetes, Agaricales, Hemipholiotaceae. The record is from the annotation of a GenBank genome assembly.